AUGCUGACCCGCCGCGGCGCGUUCCGCCAGCGAGGCUUGGACCUCCUGCCCAAGAUCCAGACAAACAUCAGCCAGGUCGAGGCGGCCACACCAACAACAGCAAGUCCCGCCCACGACGUCGACGCUGAGCUGGCAGAGUUCAUCCGGAUCGACGACAGCUGCCUGGACUUCCUGACGCCGACGAGCGGUGUGUCGAGCUCCACUGCCGCCACAGUCACCGCCACACCCGGGGGCGACGACGACGUCCCCUGGCCGCGCCCGAUGGACCGCGACAUCCACGGGCGCAGCGAUUUAAAACGCACGGCGCCGCAAUGGGCCAUCCAAGUGAGAUUGGCGCUCAGCAGAGACUUUGAGCAGGACUCGACGACAGAUCACCAAUUCGGGCGGGAGGACGAGGGCCCGUGGGGCCAGCGGCGGCCGUCGGUCGUGGACCGGAGGUUCUCGUACGGGCGGAAGAUCCAGGCUGGGGGUGGCCGGCGCCCGUCGGACUUCAGCCUGAGGUCGCUGCCGCCGGGCCUGCAGGUCCCCUACGAGGAUAUACCGUUCGAGCUUGUUUUGUGUUCUGAGGAAGACAGCUUGUACAGUAAUUGA
Diaporthe citri is the source of this 591-nucleotide messenger RNA. RefSeq lists its product as uncharacterized. The coding region runs from base 1 to 591 and encodes 196 amino acids. The transcript is spliced from 2 exons. The record is from RefSeq and is a predicted model, not a curated record. Lineage: Eukaryota; Fungi; Ascomycota; Sordariomycetes; Diaporthales; Diaporthaceae.